Molecule: messenger RNA, 486 nt
Organism: Mycena indigotica
Lineage: Eukaryota; Fungi; Basidiomycota; Agaricomycetes; Agaricales; Mycenaceae
Product: Rhodanese domain-containing protein
Exons: 3
Coding region: 1-486 (161 amino acids)
Cellular component (GO): cytoplasm; nucleus
Molecular function (GO): protein tyrosine phosphatase activity
Source: RefSeq, a predicted model, not a curated record
AUGCAAGAUUAUCUCGAACAUGUGACCAACGAGCUGUCAUCUCCACUCAUGUCCUCUAACACAAGCACACCACAAUGGCAUGCGGCCUUUCCAACGCCAACUUUGUCUGCAGAAUCGAUAUCACCCUCUCAACUGGCAGACAUCUUGCUGGAUCCGAAGAGUCAAGUUCUCCGAGACUAUGUCGUCGUUGAUGUGCGCAGGACCGUGACCGAUUUCGAGGAGUUCGCCAUUCCUGGGUGUCUUAAUCUCCCUGCGCACUCGUUCUAUCAGACCCUGCCGACAAUCGUCAAGCUUCUCGAGCCGGUUCCGCUGGUCGUAUUUCAUUGUAAUAGCUGCAAAGAAGGUGGACGAGGAUGGCGCACCGCUGGGUGGUAUCGUGAUGCUGUCACAGCUGGGAGCUCCAGCAAAGCAGUUAUUUUGGAUGGUGGAAUUAAAGGCUGGAUCGAACAAUUUGGACAUGAUGAAAGGUUGUGCAAGCGUAUCUAA